Molecule: messenger RNA, 3339 nt
Organism: Symbiodinium pilosum
Lineage: Eukaryota; Dinophyceae; Suessiales; Symbiodiniaceae
Source: the annotation of a GenBank genome assembly
AUGGAGGCUGAAAGCGAGGAUGAGACGACCUCCAAAGCAAGUAAAACAACUUCUAAAGGUAGCACAACCACAACAACCUCACCCGAAGCCACGUCGACUUCCAAAGGAAGCACCACCACAGAAACCACAGCCAGAAGCACAACUUCCGAAGGAAGCACCACGACAGACACCACAGCCAGGUCCAAAACAACUUCUUUAGGAAGCAUGUCGGCUGCAGCCAAAACGACUUCCAAAGGAAGAACAACAACAGAAACCGCAUCAAGAGCAAAGACCACCAAGACAAGCACAGCAACUCCGUCUACAACCCAAGCUGAAGAAGAAGAAACAACGACCUCCGAAACGACCACGAGCAGAACAUCCAAGACUACCCGGAGUACCACAAGCAUGCAGGCUGAAGAAGAUGAGGAGUUGAGUGUGGAGGAAGAGACAACUUCAAAAGCGAUUCGCAGCUCCACAACACGGGCAUCAACAACUGAGCCGGCUGCGGCAACAACGUCCACAACGUCAAGGACAAAGUCAACUUCCGUCACGCCCUCUACUUCGUCCUCCACUACAUCUACUUCGUCCUCCACUACAUCACAAGUGAUAACAUCAACAACGUUGUUGAGCAACACAAGCACCGUAGCCGUGAGCACGAGCGAAUCCACCUCCAAAACCACCUCUACAAGGCAGACGACAACUCAGGAGCUGACAACUCCAAGCACGGUGACGUCGACCACCUUGACAUCCACAAGCACAACGACAUCUACUUCCUCAUCAUCCUCUACCUCAAAGAAUUCUACAACUGAAGCUGCCUCUUCCUCUUCGACAACAACCUCAACUACGCCACCUCCCACAACAUCCUCAACGCGAACCUCAACAACAACAACAACAACGCCACCAAGACCCACAACCAGCAUGCGCUUCCUUAACCUUAAUGCCACAACUGUAGAGGCCAGUGUCAUGACGCUGCAGAAAGGAGGCGCUUUUGGAUCGCAGACAAAUGCUUUGGCCUACGAAGCCGCUUCUAUGGCUUGCUCUGCAGUGCAAAGUAAACUCUGCACAAUUCUUCAGGUAGAGGCUUCAUGGCAAAAGUUCAAAGAAACACAGCGUCAGGGAUCCUUUUCAGCAUGGGUUUCGAGUGCUGAUGGCUGCAUCGUGCAGAUGUCAGAAGCCCCAUCUGUCAGUUGUGGACACGGUUCUGCAGCUUCGUUUGAUGCCCUGUGCUGUCAGGAUCAGGCUGCGACAACGCUGACCACAACAGAACCGGCAGAGCUUCCAAUUCUCCCCAUCAACCUUACGAAGAAGCCUGGUGAUUUUCCUUUCCAGGAGUCCGAGGCCUCAACUACAUGGAUGGAGAAGUAUGAGAUGCCUGUAAACACCACAAAGGCGAAAGUGUCAAGUACCACAAGUACGACCGAAACAUCCCGCACCAUACCGACCACUACAACGAACACCUCGACCACUACAACCUUUACCAGCACUACUGAAACAGCCACCACAACGACCGCGACAUCUACAACAACAACCUCGCUGCCUCCAUGUGUGUACACUGAGUGGAACGAAUGGACGGAUUGCUACCCGUUCUGCGAAGGAACAAGGGUCAGGAUGCGACGCACAAACAUGGGCGCUUUGGCUAACGAUCACUGCCUGGACUGGUUCCAGCAGGCCAACUGCAGCAACAUGUGCGUGGACUGCAAGUGGGAUGAUUGGCAGGAUUGGUCGGACACAUGCCCGGAUCAGAGGGUUCAUCAACAAGGCACUCGGACGAGGAUCCGCGACAACACCCCACAGCAAGGCGGAGGAUCGCAAUGUGUCGGCGAUGCCAUGGAAACAGAGAAAUGCCCUAUCGAUUGCUUCUUCACGGAUUGGUCAGAGUGGACUGCAUGUCCUCCGUGUUCAACAACAGCCGUGUCAGUGAGCACACGCCAGAUGGUGGAGGCGCAGAAUGGAGGGCUUCCAUGCUUCGAAACCCACAAGGAGCAGACAAAGAAAGAGAAAAUAUGUUUCGACCCGACUUGCCAUACACCCUGCCAGUGGGAUGAUUGGAGAGAUUGGGCGCAAUGCACAGCUACAUGUGGCGCUGGUGCCACCCGACAGCGUCAGAGGAAUUAUCGUCCCUCAGUCACACCAGGUGUUCACUGCAGAGGUGUUGACAGAGAUGAGCAAGAUUGCCGCUUGGCACCAUGUCCGACAACUUCAACCUCAACCACAAUGACUCUCACCACCACUACUACAGCGACGACAACAACAACAUUAACAACAACAUCAACAACCAUCAUCACAGUCACCACCACGACAACAGAAACGGAAACAACUACGACGAAGACGUCGACCACAACCACUACAGCCACAACAACUGAAACUGUUACCAAGACAACCACAACAAUCACUGGCACUUCCACGACGACAACAAUUACACAGACAGAAACCACCACGACAGUCACAACAACGCCGACAACGACUACUGUGACAAGCACAGGAACGACAACAACUGCAACAGGAACAACAACCACAACCACACUUACGAAGACAGCCAGUAUGGAGGCUCCACUUGCUGCUGGAAAUUCAACGCAAUUGGCUGGCCUGCCAUUUAGUAAUGCGUCAAAUGCAACCUUGGACAUGCUGGGCAACCAGCCAGUGGUGCGGAGUGUGGAUAGCGUAGCUCCAGACUCGGACAAAUCCACGACCAUCACAGCCACAAGCACAACUACGACAGCUACGACAACAAGCACAACAUCCACAUCCACUGGAACAACCACGACUACAACGGGCACGAAGACGUCAACCACAGUGACCACAGGCACCGGCCCAUCAACUAGCUCCCUGCCUGCGGCAGCUGCAGAACCGCCAGGAUCUUCCAGUGCAGAAGCACUAAACAGCACUGCAGCAUCUAUGGAGAUCCUAGACAAGCUGGGAGAAGCAGGUGUGCUCAACAAGUCAGAGGGCAUCCCUUUGUCUCCAGUCAGUGGUGGCAAAAGGGGUAACAACACUGAAGCAGUCAUUGAGACUAUUGUCGGUGCAUUGGAGCAUCGCUUGAGUGCCAAGCCUGCUCCGGCUCCACCAGCUCCACCUUGCAAUCUCAGCAAAGUGCUGAAGGAGCAAGCAGAUCUGGAGGCAAAGGGAAAAGCAGAGCCGGCGAAGGCUCCAGGACAGCAGGUCACAACUCCACCCGCGAGCACCUCUGUUGAAAUGCUGCGCUCGGGUGACAUGCUGAUCAAGCGCGGCAACGAGGUGGAGGUUGUGAAGGCGGAGAAGCCAAAUGCCACAACAUCUGACAGCACAACCAAGCCCUAUCCUGCGCAGAGCAUGCUCGAGACAAGGAGCGCAUUGAGUGAUAUCCAUCAGGUUCAGCCUUAG